Messenger RNA from Erythranthe guttata (spotted monkey flower), 707 nucleotides. It is a transcript of the gene GRXC1, whose product is annotated as Thioredoxin superfamily protein. Gene Ontology annotation, biological process: cellular response to oxidative stress. The record is from RefSeq and is a predicted model, not a curated record. NCBI's taxonomy places the organism in Eukaryota, Viridiplantae, Streptophyta, Magnoliopsida, Lamiales, Phrymaceae. Gene Ontology annotation, cellular component: cytoplasm. Gene Ontology annotation, molecular function: glutathione disulfide oxidoreductase activity.
UAAUAUAUAAACACCAGUUGCAGAGUUGAGAAACAGCCAUCUGUGCAUUUGUUGAGGACACCAAGCAGAUUCAAACUUCCAACACCUGUUUUCUUCUCUCUCUCUCUCUCUCUAACAUCUCUCUAGAUAAUUAUAUAUAUAUAUAUAAACCGAUUAAACAAUAAAAAAAUGGGAUCAAUUUUCAGUUCACCGAAGAACAAGGAAGACAUAGAUAUGGCUCUUGCUAAGGCUAAGCAGAUCGUUUCAUCCAACUCUGUCGUUGUUUUCAGUAAGACAUACUGUGGGUACUGCAAUAGGGUGAAGCAGCUGCUAUCCCAGUUACAGGCAACUUACAAAGUCAUCGAACUUGAUCAAGAAAGUGAUGGUGAUGAUAUUCAGACAGCUCUUUUAGAGUGGACGGGUCAAAGAACUGUCCCGAACGUGUUCAUCGCUGGCAAACACAUUGGCGGCUGUGACGCUGUGGUUGCUAAACAUCAACAAGGGGCGCUCGUGCCGUUGCUUGCCGAAGCUGGUGCAGUUCCAAAACUUUCGAGUAACGCGUAAAUUUAAAAUUUGUAAGGAUGAAAAAUUAAAUAAAGCGUGUUAUGCUAAGAAUGGAUCGAUACUGAAGGCUAAUGUAUAGCAUAAUUGUACUACGUGUUUUUAUCAAAUAAUACUUGUGUUACAUUUGUCGAUGUUUAAUGUGUCAUCACAUAUUUGCUAUUUUA